GAUGGUGGAGGAGCUUCAGUGGCGCUGUGGCAUUGCCGGAGUGCGGUAUCGUUGGUGUGUGCUCCCCGUCUUCGUGUGUCCGUGCCAUGCGCUUGUAUCGCUCAGGAGUUUAAGUGUGUGAUUUUACCAUGGGAUUCCUUCGUCGGACCUAUGUGCUUCUGCUCACCAUCUGCACGCUCGCUAGGAGUGACACUGAAGUUGAAUAUGACGUGACAUGCUCCAGCAAAAUGAUGAGAGUGGACGUGAAGGUGAACAAUUCCAACUCCAUCCUCUACCUCGAGAAACUGAAAGGAUAUCCACAUUGCCAACCAGAUCUCUCCGAAGGAAAGGCGCAUUUCUCACUGGAGCUCGACAACAUCUACAACUGUGGCACUACACGGAUGCACAACAAGCUGACCGGCCAAAGGAUUUAUUACCAUCGCAUCUUCAUCGAGACACCCGGAGAGGAGACACAGGUGAUCCUGGCGAAGUGCGUCCUACCGGGAGGCUUCAACCAGACUCACACGUCAUCCGGACGUUCGCGCAGACAGGCCGAUCUUCCCUUUGAUCUAGUAGAACCUGAGCAUCUAAACAUCACGGAAUAUAUCGAAGCUCGCGCACCCGUUCCGUAUCUGGAUUUGGCCAUCCGACAGAAUGGCCGUAUUUUGGAUACAACGCUCAACGUGCAGCCAGGCACACCGCUUGAGAUGCUCAUCUUCCUUGAUUCCAAGAGCAAAGAUACCUACGGAAUUCUCGCAAGUUACCUCAAGGUCACCGAUAGCACACCCAACCAAGAAGAAAUUAUCGUUAUGAACGGGUGUUCCAUCGACCCGUAUAUUUUUGGAAACUUUGAAACACUGGAUGGUGGCGAUACUCUGUCAGCAAAAUUCAGGGCAUUCAAGUUUCCGGAGUCCAAUUAUGUCCUCUUUGUGGGAACAGUCAACAUCUGUAUCAAGGAAUGCAAAGGGAUACCAUGCGGCAACGGACAGUACGGCUACGGCAGACGGAAGCGUGCCAUCCCUUCGGAGCUACCCAAGGACCCCAAUAAGGUGUUCGAGGUGGAACUGACAACGUUCCUCAAAGUGGAGUAUAAGGACGACCUCUUCACUCUGAGGAAAGGUGCCAUCGCUGGAGAGUUCGAUGGCAGGGACGUUAACCAGCUUCCACUGAAGCAAACCGCUGCAGAAAGCGAGGACGUCAUCGUCAUCUCAGAGUCGAGCAUGGCAUCUUCAUCUACACUGUCGACUGUGCUGUUCGCCAUAACCCUUUUCGCCCUUGCUCUUCGAGCGUAACACAGUCAUUGACCAACACCAGCGUUGAUUCGUUUGGAAACGGCACAAAGAUAACGAAAAACUCGCUUCGCUGAUCAGUUCUAAUUGAUGCCAGCCAUGGAUGGUAAAUACAGAUGAGGCUUGCAAUAACAAUUGUGGUGCCAUUUUGGUGCAAUGUCAAAGGCAAUACAAGCAUCGGCGAAUGAUAGUCCUUGCGGUUGCGACGGUUAUACGUCAGAAAGCGCAUAGCCCACUACGAAACUGAGUCGGGACAGAUGUCCUGCGAUUGAAUGAAAAAUUUUACGCAGAACAAAUAUCUCAGACCGGUACACGGGGUUGUAUCGUGCCCGGAAGCCCACGUGUGUCAAACCGUCGCGGGCCACCGGGACUUUCCCGGUAAGGUCAACGCUCAUUCCGCCGCUCUAUCAGGACAAUAAGUGCUUCGAGGAUAUGUGAGUCAAGCAGUAUAGUAGACGGACGCCACCGAUUCUAUUUCAAGAUUGGAUUGGAUUGGAUAUGAAAGAAAUAUCUGGAGAGGUUAGUCCCGACCCAGUCAGGACUUUCUACUCCAAAACGCGUUUGUGGGUGGAACAAUAGAGCCAGAAAAAAGAAAAAAAAAACAAAUAGCAACAAGGAAGAAUAUGGGAACAAGUACCGACUAUACAUGAAAUCUGGGAAGGAGAGUUUUUGUGGGUCACUGUGUGGAACCACAUUACUAACCUGGCCUUCGAUAUCGUGCGGCAAUUCUGCGAAAACGUUUCCCCGUGUUGUUCGGAGGAGAUCAACCCACCUUUAAAAGUAUUACCCUUCCUAACAAACGGUUACUCUCGAUCAGAAUGUGUAGGAGUACCAAGGAGGUGCUAUAAAGCUUAAAGAGGAUCCUCGAAAAACUUUCCUAGGGCGACCACGUCAAAGCCUACCGAGUGUUGUAUUUCGAACUGGCAUGAGCGAACCGAAAUUGUAGCCUGUUGUCUUUUUGCCUUUCCUACUCGAAGACAUGCAAGGUGUCUGCGUAGUACGAUCCUGGCUGAUACGUCUACCAUCGCACAAUGGGUGGCGCAUAAAUACUUUGGUUUAUGCUUUAACUGUGUUAGUAGAACACAACCUUAGUUGAUAGAUACCUUAACGAAUUGCUUUCAUAGUCAUGUAUUUCCGUUCGUAGAAGAUGUACGCGUUGAAUACACCCAGCUGCUAAUGUUGGCGAUCGAUAGAUAUGCGUGGUGUUCAGUGAAUACAGGAACUCGACUAUCUUCCACUUAAAAUGCUUGCAGGCUGCCAGAAAUGGUAGGCUAGCGCUUAUAAAAUAUCCCUGUGCGAUCGGUACGACCAAGCAGAAUAUUUUCUGAUGUGCACGCCAAAGUGUGACUGUACGUACCAUAGUUCGAAGCAAAACAGCACUUCGUGAUUCUCUCUAUCCAUGUGCGGGUAGUAGUAGCUCGAAAAACGGCCAAACGAAUGAGCGUACACCAUGUCUCUUUUGUGGGUUAUGGUCUGCACGUUGGCUGUCGAAACCGUUAUUUCAGUUGAGGCUGAACACUUGGCCUAGUAUCUAGUCGCAAGCACCGUGUGCUACAAGGGCAAAGUAAUAUCGUGGGAAUUGACUAUUUCCUAUUUGCUUAUACGCAUGUGCAUCUCGCUUGCGACCUCGAAAGUGCGCGGGACAUUCUUCGUGAAUUCAACAGUUAGCGCCUUAAUGCUUGCGGAACAACCCUCUCCGAGUAGACGAGGGACACCACGCCGCUUGUCCGCCGCAGCUCUUAUGAGCGUUGUACACGUGGUUUUCUGCUAUCCGCGCGACAAGAGUAGUUCCUUCAGCAGCUGCCACACUGUCACAAGAUUAGGAAAGAAGCCCCUUAAGUUACUUUGAGAUGUAAGAGACUGCUGUGGUUCGUCGACAUGCCGAUAAAGUCCGCACCAUUUUAUAGUCACAUGGUAACCUCCUUUCCAGAAAUGCAUAUCCUUCCGUUCGCCAGUGUUCGCAGCCUGGAGUUGCGCGUACCAUCGAUGCCUGUUGGCAUUGCCAGUAGGUUAUCAGAGGCAGCUAUUUUUAACAAUGAGUUGUUUUGCGAAAGUUUCAUAUUGCGCUGCUCAGCAUAUUUCUUUGUCAUUUCCUGUGUUUUUGAGAAUAUGCCACAUAUUUUCGGGUCUCGAUGAUGUCUUCUGAGGUGGUUUGCAUCGACGUCAACCAAGGGCAUUCAGUGGAUACGUGAAUGAUUCUAAAGCACUAAAUGCUCACAACGGCGUAAUUGAAGCAUCUGCAAUGUACGUGACAUGAGUUGUACAUGAGCAUGCUUUAACGCCUCGUCUCAGACUGGUGCCACUUUCUGAUUACUUACGUUGUCAGUUGAGCUUUAUUUAUUAUGGAACAUAUGUAAUGACAUCAUCGAGAUUUGAGCUUCUGUUUCCCACCUACAUGAAAGCGCAACCUCUUCGCAAGGAACAUUUACUUUUUUGUAACCUUGUUCCUCCCGUUCUGUACUGUGUGCGUGAGCCCUGCGUGCAAGGUACUCGUGUUCUCGUCUUUGUUUUUAUGGCUCAUCACACAACAUUAGUAGGGUAGUGGAGACUGUACAGUUUUCUAAAGCGCCACUGUGGCUCCUGCGUAAAGUCUCAUUCAGUAAGUCACACAACGUGCUGCGCAUCUGUGCGGUUCUUGCACGCCAGCAUUGUGUCAUGUAGGCUUGAGAUGACAGCUUCAAAGGAAUCAUAACAGAUGGCGCGGAGUAUCACGAGUGUCAAUCGCGCAACUUACAAAGUACUACGGCGGCUUCAGUAAUGUACAUAAUACGGUGUCAGUGAUAUCUGUGAGUACAAUGUGAGCGACUGCGUGAUAUUAAAUAAUCGGAUAACACUGGAUGACAUGCUCUCUGCCACAGAGUUGCUAUUCCACGAACUUCUUUCCUGUUGACAGUCUUCCUGGCGCCAAGACUGCGAAAUGAUUUUGUGCUGACUAUGAAAUAAAUGCACGUACGUUCACAGACCAACCAAAACAAAAAGCAGAGUUGAGUGAUUACGACUGCCUUGUUUUCUUUACUUUUAUGUUCAAAAGAAAUAUCACGCCAUCCCAUAUUAUUAAAAUUUAUGAAAAACAUAAAAGAUAAUACGAUGACUGUGCGUUCUGCAGUACGUAAAACUAACAUUGUUGAACCUAAGCUGCAAUCAUAAAUUUCGAUACUGUGUAUCUUGAGCAGAAUCGCUUAUCGUUAUUGAUGAGCCUUUCACGUAGGGAUAAGGACCAGACGCACCGCGAAACAAACACAGCGAAAUGAUAAUGUUACGUACUCAAUAGGUAAUUCAGGUACAUGGGGCAAAGUACGCACGGUAUACGGUAGGUAUACGGUAAUUUACAUGAAAUUGUUUUCUCUUCUGUUUGCUCCCAAGUCUGUUCACUCCUGCAAAGAAGAUGCAGCAUAGAAAUGAAGAGUUGUUGUUUUUAAGUGAAGAGUUCCGUAAGCGCUGUACGUGCGUAUAUACGUGUACAUAAUUGCUAUUCACUGCAGCUGGUACUGCGAAAUGGAUGCGCUUUUCGUUGCCCACAUUACACGCUAUUGCCUGAAGCGACUCAGGUUAAAUCCGUACAUUCCGCGCAGACUCCUGGCGUUCGUCUAUGCCAAGUAUCUAGGAGAUACGAUCCUGAAAGUGCUGCUCUAAAGAAAAGUACAGUACUCUAGAAAAAAAAAAGGAGCAUAAAGGUAAAUAUAAGAGAUUCAAGUCUACGCGUAAGACAGCUUGAAACAUGGCAAGCCCAUCGGAGCCUACCUACUUAUCCGAGCGCUUUUGCUUAUUAUUAACGUCGUAAUUUCUGAGCGUGCUUUCUGUUUUCCGAGUCUGUGUUUCGUGUUCUAAAAAAUGGCCCCAGGUGGCACUUCAGCGCGAGGAUUUGUGCAGAAAAUGCAAAGGUGACGUAAAUCAAGACACGAACUGGUCCUGGACAAAUGUAAUGCAGUGUAGUGUAGAAAAUAUGCUCUCGAACAAUGAAAAGUAUGGAACGCUUGUGUGACUAAUGUACAUAAUUGUGUUGUUUGAAUGCUUGUAGCUGUAGACAGCAGGUGAUGAGCGACUGUGUCCUUCGUUCAUAAUAAAAUGAACCUUCACUUUUUA
Ornithodoros turicata is the source of this 5351-nucleotide messenger RNA. RefSeq lists its product as uncharacterized. The transcript has 9 exons. The record is from RefSeq and is a predicted model, not a curated record. Lineage: Eukaryota; Metazoa; Arthropoda; Arachnida; Ixodida; Argasidae. Bases 129 to 1271 code for a protein of 380 amino acids.